GUGCCGUGCGGCCGUGGAGGAGAGCCAACGCGGGCUGGAGGUGCAGGAGUGUGCUCGGUGGAAGCCUGGCCUGCUCGCGCUGCUCGAGGAGAUGGGGGCGCCCUCCCUCGAUGCGGCGCAUGCCUGCAUGGGCCCAGAGCGGGCGAAGGACGGCAGCACGGGACGCACGUCGCGGGUGUCGAGCGCGAGCGACAGGCUCUCCGUUCGGUUGGAGGCGCAGCAGGUCGUCGCGAGCGUGGAAAUGCUCUUCGGCGUGGGCAAGGGGCCGACGACGAGGACAGAGCGUUUCCCCAGCGCGUUCAUCGGGGCCAUGGAACGGCUGGUCCUACACGACGGCCUCGGGCCGUACCUGCGCGGGGUGGGUUCGUUUGGCCUCGUCAAGACGUGGGUGGUGCUGCGUUGCGACGACUGCAGCUGGCUCCCGCCGCAGCGCCUCGCUUUCGUGUGCGGAGGGCUGACG
Prorocentrum cordatum is the source of this 460-nucleotide messenger RNA. Lineage: Eukaryota; Dinophyceae; Prorocentrales; Prorocentraceae. The record is from the annotation of a GenBank genome assembly.